Laccaria bicolor S238N-H82 is the source of this 371-nucleotide messenger RNA. RefSeq lists its product as uncharacterized. NCBI's taxonomy places the organism in Eukaryota, Fungi, Basidiomycota, Agaricomycetes, Agaricales, Hydnangiaceae. The coding region runs from base 1 to 297 and encodes 98 amino acids. The record is from RefSeq and is a predicted model, not a curated record. The transcript has a single exon.
AUGGAGGCAGAUCCCCUGUGUAGUUGCGGAAGAGGGAAGGACGUCGAAGGGAUGCAUAAAGUAGGACUAUGGAAGACAUUCGCACCAUACGUCACCCGGGUUGCGCUUUCGCCAUUGUUCGCAGUGUCUUAUCUUGAGACUGUGGGUCGGGAUCCGGACGCUCGCAAGUGUCGGGUAUGCAGAGGGAAAGGGAAACCGAGGAUCAAAGAAUGCGCGGGGUGCCAGAAGGUGCGAUAUUGUUCCCCAGAGUGUCAGAAGAAGGACUGGAAGGCACAUAAGCCGAAGUGCAAGCCUUAAUGGGGGGACCGAGUUUUCGAGCUUGACAAAGCGUUUAUCACAAAUGUGUACUAGUAGCGCACGAAUUAUUGUAC